Messenger RNA from Dendrobium catenatum, 851 nucleotides. RefSeq lists its product as uncharacterized. Bases 16 to 657 code for a protein of 213 amino acids. Lineage: Eukaryota; Viridiplantae; Streptophyta; Magnoliopsida; Asparagales; Orchidaceae. The transcript has 3 exons. The record is from RefSeq and is a predicted model, not a curated record.
GAUAAAAAAAAUAACAUGAAGAUUUUUAUUUAUUCUCUGUAUUUUUUACCUCAUGAAUUUCUUGUGUUCUUUAUUUUUUGUGACCUGGAGGGCAGCUAUCAAAGAUCAUUUAUUUACUUCGAAAUUGUUUAUUUUAGGUAUUCUAUAUGGAUUGAUAGCAAAAUGAGACUACAGACUGACCCAAUGCUUAUUCUCGAGUAUUUCUUAUGGAGAAAAAAAUCAGAAUAUGCCAUUUCAAAUCAUUAUGAUCGCCACUGUGUCUGGGAGGAAGUUGAUCAAAACAAACGCUUGAAUAAGUACAAUCACAGUGCCAUUGAUGAGCAGUUUCAGUAUUAUCAAUCUGAUGGUCUCGUCAAGUUUAAUGAAUCAGACUCGAGUGCUCCUCUUCCAAGUUAUGUUCCAGAGGGUUCCUUUAUUGUGCGCGCUCAUACACCCAUGUCCAAUUUGUUUUCUUGUCUUUGGUUCAAUGAAGUUGAUCGUUUCACAUCACGUGAUCAGUUGAGCUUUGCGUACACUUUCUUGAAGUUGAGGAGAAUGAAUCCUGGAAAACCGUUUUCUCUGAACAUGUUCAAGGACUGUGAGAGGAGAGCUAUGGCUAAGAUAUUCCACCAUAGAGUGGAAAAUACAUCCUCUCCAGGUACUUCGACAAUUUUGUAGAUCAUCCAGGUAUGAAAUAUCUAAAGCUCUGACAAACUUCUGCAUUUAUUAUGGGCAACUUCCAUUGCUGAAUCAAUCAGAAAUGCUAUUUCCCCUUGCUGCUACUUUGUACUACUAUAUUUUUGUAGCCUAAAUAUAUCAAUGGCCUGAUUAAUAUCAUUUCAUUCUUUCAACCUGUAUCAUACUUGUGACUA